This is a messenger RNA of Haliotis rufescens (red abalone), 3015 nucleotides long. Its product is annotated as novel acetylcholine receptor chaperone-like. The record is from RefSeq and is a predicted model, not a curated record. NCBI's taxonomy places the organism in Eukaryota, Metazoa, Mollusca, Gastropoda, Lepetellida, Haliotidae. Gene Ontology annotation, cellular component: endoplasmic reticulum. The transcript has 3 exons. Gene Ontology annotation, biological process: positive regulation of protein localization to cell surface; chaperone-mediated protein complex assembly. The coding region runs from base 5 to 511 and encodes 168 amino acids.
UGGCAUGUUAGAGCAGACAGCAAUGGCUUCGAUUGUGUUGCGGGUCAUGUCUCUGACUUUGGGACUCUUCUUUGUUUUUGUGGGCACGAUUAAGCUCACACCGUCGGUUAAUGGAGAAAUAUACAAAGAAAUGAGGAAAACAUACAUUCGAAACUCAAAAGUUUUUCCGCUUGUAAAACAAACUGGAUGGAAACCAAAUCCUCACACUUACCGGAAAGCUGUGGGAACAGCCGAGGUUGUAUGUGGCAUUCUUUUGGCAUUUGUACCAGGUGCACUGAAGGAAGCAAGCAAUGUUGUGCUCUUAACAAUCACAGUCAACGACAUCUAUGCCCACUUUGCUCUUGAUGAAGGAUUGGAGAAAAUGAGCCCAGCUAUCGUGUUUGCGCUACUAUUGACCUGUCGACUUAUCAUCUUCCUGCAAUCUUUGACAGCAGAGCCCAAAUCUGUGUUUUCCAAGAAAGUACGCCCUGAACAACCUGUAGCUCCACCAGAAGAAAAGAAAGACCAGUGAAGGAAUUAUUUAGCCAGUUUUUGUUUGAUCUCAAGGUGACAUGUUUAAAAUCACCAAAACAUCUAAGUAAUGCUACUUUUUUUUAUAUAUCCAGGACUCCAAUAAUCAAUAACAUCUUUGAAAGUAUUGAUCUGUAUGUAAAUUGAUAUAAACCUGAUAAAAGACUUUUACUGUAGGAGUUUCAUAUUACAUUUUGUAUAUUUGUAGUCCUGAGGUCCUUUUGCAACCAGGCCAGAAAAUACACUAUUUCAUUUUCCAAAUAUAUCUUUGGUGAUCUGAAUGUGGAAAGUAUCCUCCUAUACAAGAACUUGAAUGUAUAAGAGCUGUAAAACUAACUCUGUUUUCAGAGACUACUGCCAACUUAGUGAAAAGGGGAGUAUAUAUAUAUACGGUAUAAACGUUGUUUCAGUCUGAAUGUUUGACUCAUUGAUAUGUUUGGUAAUUCAACAUGCAACAAUGAUCUGUAAUCAUUGAAAAAUAGUCUGUAAGAAUUAGGAUUGAAAUCCUAGAGCGAGAGAGGUUAGAUUUGUAGCUCCAUAUUGUGUACUUCUCAAUUAUAUGAUUAUGAUAAGUCUGCUAAAUGAUACAGUGGAUAAGUAUCCCGAUCAGCAUUUGUUAUUACAUGAAAAACAAUUUAUUUUUCUUAGCACUCAUCCCAAACAUUAUUACAUUUUGGCAAAAUUUUAGUUGCAAAGUUUUCAUUCAUCCUUGAAUACCUGAAACAAUUACCUUACCCUACCUUUGGGCAAUUGGUGGAGUGCCUAACACUUUCAAGGAAUUAUAAAAUCAUAUGAUGAAAUAUUUUGGUUGAAUAUAUGUCAAUUUUUUUUAUCAUUUUGAAUCCUGUCUUUGGUUUAUCUUUUUAAGAAAAGACUUAAGUUAAAUAUUGCAACAAGGUUAUGCUCAGGAAUUGGGACAAAUUUUGUUUAAAUGCCUGCAAAUUGACUAGUAUUUGCCUACAGCAUUAUGACAGUGUCCAAUUUCUUGCUAGUAGUUGUCUGGAGCUACCUCAGAUCUGAUGUGAAAAGGAAUUACUGAUAAAGUGAAAGAAUAAACACAAUUCUAUUUGUUUUGUAUGUCAAACAUUUUUUGAUAAUUUGGGCUGUUGAAAAACAAAACAAAUCAACUUAUCAGCUUCAUUUUGUCAAUUUUGUCAGUCUGCGACUUUAGCCACUAAAGUAAUUUUUUGUUGGGUCUUUUAACCUAAGCUGGUAAUAGUCACUCUGAAAUCUACUCAAAAUGAUGCCAAGAGACAAUAUUGGUCUGGUAGAUUUAAAGGUUUUUGCACAGCCUGUUUUGUACAUUAGUUUGGAGUCAUGCUGUUUUCAUGAAAUCUUCAAAGAUAUUUUGUUAUGAAGGCUGGACCAAACUACAUUGGCUAAAAUCAUGACUUUCUUUCAGUGUUAUGUUUUAUUUCUAAUAUUCUACAUUGUUUUCUGUUUUGUUUGAUCUCACUGGAAAUUAAGUUCUCCACCAAUUUGUUAGAAUAUGUUUUACUUCAAGUUGAAAGUAAAACCUGUUUGCUUAAAAAAGAGACUUUUUCUUGUCUACCAUGCUUUUAAUUAACCAUUUUUUCACACUUUAUUACUGAAAAAUCCGAAGAUGGUGCAUGCCACCUUGCAUUUUGUAGAUACAAUGAUGCUUUCUUAUCCAUGAAAUACCUUUUUCCUACCGUUCAUGAGAAUUAUUUUUGCAAAUGGUUCCUCAAUGAAAUCCUUCUAGCAUGUAAAUUGCAGUUAUUGCUUUCCUUCAAUGCCAGGGUUUGUACAGUCUUGACAAGGCCUUGACUUUUAGUGUUAACCUUGAAGAGCCUUGAAAAUCACCAACAUAGCUUGAAAAGCCGUGCAUUUGUACAAAAUGACAGUUUUGUUAAUAAAAGUAUUAAAGCACACAAAAAUGUGAACCAAGUUUAUGUGAGAUUUAUCAGUGAUAGAUUUGUGUGCAAAGACAAUGAAGAAUUCAUGACAAACUUAAUUUAAUCUUUUAUUGGGUGUGAAAAUAAAUCUUUUUGGAAAAUGUCUGAUUGUCAUACUGCUUUUGAAAGUAUGAUAUAAUAUUAUAGUAUUUAAUACAAUAUUUACUGACUGAGGUUAAUAACCCAACUAAAAAGCCUUGAAAAUGACAGUUGACAGCCUUGAAUGUUUAUUUUCCAUCUCUGUAUGAACCUUAAAUGUAUAUUAAGCACAAUGUAAGACACAACACCAAAACCUUUGUAUAUGUUGCUGUUUGUAAGUUAUUGAUACAAGACAGCCAUUAAAUGGUUCAUAAUUACUGCAACGUUUUGUUCACAAGCCUUCAACUGUAUUGAUGAAAGAUGAUGCAAAUGUCAACCUCAGUUGUCAGGGAUGCAUUCAAGACAAAGCAGUGCGGGGUAGUUUUGUGGUUAGGUGUGCAUCCAAUCAUGAAACAGAAUGUGGUGUAUACGUUUAGGUUUUUAAAUUUAUUAAAUUCCACUUGCAUCAUUUUCCACCUCAGAUAUUUAUUUACCAUAUUUGACGUAAUAA